AUGAGUUCGUUGUAUUAUGCGAACGCGUUGUUUUCCAAAUACCAAGCCGCGAGUACGGUCUUUCCAACUGGGGUCUUUCCCGAGCAAAGUUCUUGCGCCUUUACGUCCACCUCGCAGCGAGCCAGCGGCUAUGGCUCUAGCUCUACAGGCGCAGCAUACUCCACCUCCACCUCCUCAUCCUCCGCCUCUUUGCCGAACUUGCACAGUAACGAAGGGACUUUGCCCACCCAAAACCAGGGCAUUUAUCCCGGUGCAUAUGGGUUGGCCCACGGCUCUUUGAACAAGCACUGUUUCCCCUUUGAUCACCCAGGUCUGCCCGUGAUGUGUACUGCCGACCCAUCAAAGCCGCUCGGCAGCGGCAAGGCAGACCAGCGAGGCUGCCAACAACAGAGCGAAGACAGUCUCCGGAUCUAUCCGUGGAUGAGGAGUACAGGUGGGGACAGGAAGCGAGGGCGCCAGACAUACACUCGCUACCAGACACUAGAGCUCGAGAAAGAGUUCCAUUUCAAUCGUUACCUUACUCGACGGCGGCGCAUCGAGAUCGCACACGCCCUCUGCCUCACCGAACGUCAGAUCAAAAUUUGGUUCCAGAACAGACGAAUGAAAUGGAAGAAAGAUAACAAGACGAUGGGUCCGUGCUCCCCCACUGCAGACAAAGCAGGAGGCGAUGAGGAAGAUGAAGACGACGAUGAGUAA
Chanos chanos (milkfish) is the source of this 696-nucleotide messenger RNA. It is a transcript of the gene hoxb7a, whose product is annotated as homeobox B7a. Gene Ontology annotation, cellular component: nucleus. Gene Ontology annotation, biological process: anterior/posterior pattern specification; regulation of transcription by RNA polymerase II. NCBI's taxonomy places the organism in Eukaryota, Metazoa, Chordata, Actinopteri, Gonorynchiformes, Chanidae. The transcript has 2 exons. The record is from RefSeq and is a predicted model, not a curated record. Gene Ontology annotation, molecular function: RNA polymerase II cis-regulatory region sequence-specific DNA binding; DNA-binding transcription factor activity, RNA polymerase II-specific. The coding region runs from base 1 to 696 and encodes 231 amino acids.